UUCCAUUUCAAUAUCAUCAUGAAAUUGUUUCUCUUCUUUGCUUUGUGUUUCCUGGUCCCUGCAGUUUCAUCAGUAAGUCCUCGACGUUAUGAGGCAAUCUUUAAUUUCGGUGACUCUCUGAGUGACACCGGCAAUUUUCUUCUAUCCGGUGCCCUUGCAUUUCCAGUCAUCGGAAAGCUUCCCUAUGGUGAAACCUUCUUUAAACACUCGACAGGGCGGUGCUCAGAUGGACGUCUUAUCAUUGAUUUUGUUGCUGAGGCACUUGGGUUGCCAUAUUUACCACCAUAUCUCGCAAACAAACCCCAAAGUUUCCAACAUGGAGUGAACUUUGCUGUUUCUGGAGCUACCGCACUUGGCAAAGAGUUUUUUGAAGAGCAAAAACUUGGAACUCUUUUGUGGACAAAUGCUUCCUUGUCUGUGCAGAUUGGUUGGUUCAAGAAGCUCAAGACCUCCCUUUGUACAACCAAACAAGAGUGUGACAACUACUUGAAGAAAUCGCUGUUUUUCGUGGGAGAGAUUGGUGGAAAUGACUAUAAUUACCCCGCUUUUGUAGGUGGAAACAUUAAUCAACUUAAAGCAUCUGUACCUCUCGUUGUUGAAGCAAUUACUAAGGCCAUCAGUAUGUUGAUUGAAGAAGGGGCAGUGGAGCUAGUGGUGCCAGGAAAUUUGCCAGUAGGGUGCUCGGCUGUAUACAUGACCUUGUUUCGAAGCCCUAACAAAGCCGAUUACGAUCCAAGAAAUGGGUGUUUAAAGGCAUACAAUGCUUUUGCUAAGUAUCAUAACAAUAAGCUCAAGGAUGCAUUGCAGACAUUGAGACUAAAGUAUCCUCAUACUAAGAUUAUUUACGCCGACUAUUAUGGUGCUGCCAAGCGUCUCUAUCAUGCACCUAAAAGAUAUGGAUUUACCGGGGGGACGCUAACAGCUUGCUGUGGAGGAGGUGGACCAUACAAUUUCAAUAAUUCAGCAAGGUGCGGUCACAUUGGAUCGAAAGCUUGUAAAGAUCCAUCCACUUUUGCAAAUUGGGAUGGAAUUCACUUAACUGAAGCUGCUUAUCGCUCUAUCGCCGGUGGUUUGAUCAAUGGCGGUUUUUCUACUCCUUCCCUUCGACCACCACGACAUUAAAAAGGGACUACCAUCAUGUUUAUUUACCCCUUAACAAUCCAAUGAAAGAUAUAUACAUAUUAUAAUAAGUUAUAAUAUUUUUAGGUCAUGUCUUAAAAGUAACUUGUUUCU
This is a messenger RNA of Pistacia vera, 1233 nucleotides long. RefSeq names its product GDSL esterase/lipase At5g45910-like. NCBI's taxonomy places the organism in Eukaryota, Viridiplantae, Streptophyta, Magnoliopsida, Sapindales, Anacardiaceae. Gene Ontology annotation, molecular function: hydrolase activity, acting on ester bonds. The record is from RefSeq and is a predicted model, not a curated record. The transcript has 5 exons. Bases 19 to 1122 code for a protein of 367 amino acids.